AUGUCGUUGUUGCAAAAGAUCGUCAAGAAUCAGGCUAUGAAGCAGGAUCCUCCUGAGAUUUAUGGAUGGAGGGUCUAUGCACUUGCCUGCUCGGCCUGCUUCGGUGGUUUGAUCUUUGGUAUCGACACGGGAGUCAUCGGCGGUGUCCUUCGUAUGCCCGAGUUCCAAGAGCUAUACAAGCUCACCGAUGAAUAUGUUAGCGCCAUCGACCGCGCCAACCUAAGUGCCAACAUCGUGAGCACCCUCCAGGCGGGAUGUUUCCUCGGUGCCCUGCUCGCCGCCCAGGCCGCCGACCGCUUCGGCCGAAGACCCGUCCUCAUCUGGGCCGCUGGCGGUUUCAGCGUCAUCGGCGUCAUUUUCCAGGCCGCUGCUUCCGGUCACUUGGCUCCCAUGUACAUCGGCAGAUUCAUCAGUGGUUUCGGUACCGGUUUCGCUUCCAUGGUCAACCCCCUCUACGUCGCCGAAAACGCCCCUCGGGCCAUUCGCGGCGGUCUAACCGGCAUCUACCAACUGUUCAUCGUCACCGGCAUCUUCCUGGCGUACUGGAUCAACUACGGCUGCAUCCAGCACAUCACCGGAACCGCACGGUACAUGAUCCCCCUCAUCUUCCAGGGCGUGCCUCCCCUGCUGCUCAUGAUCUCCAUGUUCCUCUGCAACGAGAGCCCCCGGUACUUGGCCAAGCAAGACAAGUGGGAAGAAGCCAUGUCCGUCCUCUCCCGCGUCCGCGCCCUGCCGCCCGACCACCCGUACGUCGCCGAAGAGUUCAACAACAUCCGACUCGCCAUCGAAGAAGAGAACGCCAUCCUCUCCGGCGCGAGCUGGCUCAGCCUGCAGAAGGAAAUGUGGCUCGUCCCCGCGAACCGCAGGCGCGCCCUCAUCUCCAUCUCCCUCAUGUUCUUCCAGCAAAUGACCGGCACCAACGCCAUCAACUACUACGCUCCGCAGAUCUUCGCCACGCUGGGCGUCACGGGGGAGUCGAAUGAGCUCUUCGCCACGGGCAUCUACGGCCUCGUCAAGCUCAUCGCCGUCAUCGUCUUCCUCGUCUUCGUCGCCGACUCGCUGGGCCGCCGCCGCUCGCUCAUCUGGACGGGGAUCGGACAGGGCUUGACCAUGCUGUACAUCGGCAUCUUCAUCCGCGUCGCCCAGCCCGAGAUCGGGGGCGACGUCUCCGCCGCCGGCUACGUCGCCCUCGUCUGCGUGUUCCUGUUCGCGUGCAUGUUCCAGUUCGGAUGGGGUCCCGUGUGCUGGAUUUACGUGUCGGAGAUCGCCACCGCUCGGCUGCGCGCCACGAAUGUUUCGUAUGCUGCGGCGACGCAGUGGCUUUUCAACUUUGUCGUGAGCCGCGCUGUGCCGCCCAUGCUGGAGGAUAUGGGGGUCGGUGGGUUUGGCACCUACAUUUUCUUCUCGUGCUUCUGCUUCUCCAUGGCCAUCUUUGUUUGGUUCGUCAUCCCCGAGACGAAGGGCCUUAGCCUGGAGUCGAUGAACGCCCUCUUCGGCUUCCAGGAGGGUCUUGGGAAGAAGCAGGAUGUCGAGACUGCGUCGGUGGACCAGGCGGCGGCUGGUCCGAAGGGUGGUCAGGGGGCCGAUGUCGCCCAGAUCGAGGAACGACCCAGCCCAGCUCCGAAGGGCAAUUAA
Molecule: messenger RNA, 1635 nt
Organism: Sodiomyces alkalinus F11
Lineage: Eukaryota; Fungi; Ascomycota; Sordariomycetes; Glomerellales; Plectosphaerellaceae
Product: general substrate transporter
Exons: 4
Coding region: 1-1635 (544 amino acids)
Biological process (GO): carbohydrate transport; transmembrane transport
Cellular component (GO): membrane
Molecular function (GO): carbohydrate:proton symporter activity
Source: RefSeq, a predicted model, not a curated record